AUGGAAAACACUGAAGUCAGUAUAUUAGUUGACGAUACGGGCCGACCUAUCGAAAAUGGUGAAGACAAUCAUUUUGAUACGUAUCCAUUGCAAAUGAUUUCACCAAAUAACAAAACUUCAGAACGAAGUGUUCAUCCAACUACGACAUUAGAUUUAGAAAAACGUGUGAAAAAUGCCAUUCAUACUUUGAAACUCCAUCUUGCAGAUGCAGCUAGUGAUACUCCAGCUUACUUUGGCUUUUUAAAAUUUGUUUACGCUAAUGAUGCUGACAAAAACAAUCGUCUGUCAUCGUUCGUCCACUUGGCAACGAAAUCGAGACCAUGGAUGGUCGCCAAUCUCAUAGAAGCAUACCAUCUACCGACUCCGGAUUUUAUUCUAUCGAUACAAACGGGAGGUAUGCAACAAUAUGGACCAUACAAAGAUAGAUCAGGUAUUCAAAUCGAAACUGAACAUGCAAUUCAACAUGGUCUAACUGCUCUUGCGACAGUCACGCGUCCGUGGGUCACAACGAGUUGUAACAAACAGGAUAUGAUUCGUUUGGUUGGAAAUGCGUUGCAUAGAGAUAUGUGUGGCACGGAUAUUCCUUGUAUUAGCUUUUGCAAUUGGAAAUCUGUAGCAGAUCAUUAUCAAUUGGAAAGGCAACGGACUGUAAUUUCAAAACUUUUCGAGACAAGAUUUAUGAUGAAUGACGAUGAUAAUGAGCCACGUUCGGUUCAUGAAUAUCAAUUAACAACAAAUAACGAUUAUGAAACGAGCAUUUCCGGUUGGCAUCUCGAUCCUAAUCAUACUCAUUUUCUUCUAUUCGACGAUGGGUCAAAUGACGUGAAAAAUAUGCUAUUAAAACGCCAAGAAGUCGAACAUGAAUUGAGUAUUAGUCGACCAUUAAAAUCACCUGUGAAUGGUUAUAAAUCAGCAAGUGACACAUAUGACAGUGAAAUUCCUAUUGUUAUGUUAUUAUUGGGCGGUAAUUUUACCACAUUAAUAUCCAUAUGCCAAGGUUUAGAAAAUGGAACACCUGUUGUUGUUGUUCGAGAUACUGGUGGUUUGGCUAAUAUCAUUGCUCAACUAUGUCGAAAACUGUCACCAAUGGAUGAACUCGGCGAAUUUCGAAAAAUUACAUACAUCGGAGAAUGUAAAAACGAAUUAAAGAGGUUAUGUUACGAAGAAGGAAUCUUAGCAACGAACGAUGAUGAAAUCAAAAUUAACGAUCAACUUGCUGAAAUUGAAAAAUAUGUUGAUGUUUUAACAGAAAUGGAAACACUCAUUGUCAUAUUCGAUGCUAUCGAACGAAAAAAUAAUUUAGAAGAUGCUAUUGCGAAUGCUAUGUUAAAUGGUAUUAAGUAUCGAGUGGAAAAUUACGAACAACAUUUCACUGCAGAAAUCAGGACAGCGGAAGCAUCAUGGUGUCUGAUAUGGAAUCGAGAUGAUCACGCGCGUCAAUUAUUAAUCGAUCGUAACGAUAAAACGAUCAUCUCAAUGAAUGAUACGAAUCUAAACAAAGAUCAGAAACUUACCUUGACUCAACAGUUAUUAUACGAGGCACUGUAUCGAAAUAAUGUACUUUUUGUUCGUUUGCUGGAUGAAUGUGGUGCAUCGAUCGAAGAACUGGCAGAAGAACAGUUAGUUGUUAUUUGUAUUAAAACGAUGAAUGAUCAUGCUCUCCCGCUAGAUCAUUUGUCUCAUAAAACACACCCGUCGAAGCACGAGACGACUAUCCACGCAUUGAAAAUAUAUGUCGAACGAAUUUAUAACAGUUAUCUUCGAGAAUAUUUAGGUCAUUAUAUUUCGCAAGAGAGAAGUCGAAAAUGGAUACGACGACGAAAUGAACGUUUCAGCGGAUUUAAUAUUGGCAGAAUUCUAAAUUCCAAUACCAUGAAACUGGCGGAAAUAUUUGGAGGACGAAAAACGGAAGCACUCUAUCUCUGGUUUGUUUUUAUGAAUCUACCAGAUAUGGCUAAGUAUCUCUGUUCUCGAUCUCGAAAUCAGACAGUGGGCACUCUUCUUGCCAGUGACAUUUAUUUGACAGCGGCGAAGAAAAAUGCGAAAAACAAAAGGUACUUGACAACGAUGGCACAAGAAUUUGAUCGGCAUUCAAGAGGAAUUAUUGAUACGUGCUUUGCCAAAGAUGAUGAUUUCGCAUUCAAGGUAUUGAAAUCGAAAGCGACGACGUUCUACACCUGCUUUCCAUUACAUAUCGCACGACGAGCAGAUUGUCGAAGUUUUCUUGCUAGUAAUACAGUACAGAAGCAUCUUCAAAAUAAAUGGUUUCAUAAUUUCAAUUACCAACGACGAUUGAUGAAAAUCCCAGUUGCAAUAUGGAUAUGUCUCGCAUCAUUGCUGUUACCGAUGUUACCUUUUGCAUCAGUAUUUGUAUCAGCGCUUUACAAAAAGACAUCCACGGAAGAGAAUUCAGCAUCGGAACAUAAAAUUUCGAAUCGAUAUCGUUCUGUGGUAACUUAUCAUUUACCCCCGGAAAAGAACACACGACGAGAUUCAGGUACACCAAAUCUACGUGAACGUAUCAAGUGGUUUUACGAAGCACCGGUCGUGCAUUUCUAUUACUAUUUUAUCUUCUUUGUCUCCUUCUUGGGUUUAUUCAGUUACGUUCUUCUUUUCGAUUAUUUUCCGUUGAAUAUCUAUGGCGAAAAACGAUCUGGAAUUCAAAAUCUACCGAUACCAAUUACUGAAAUUUUGCUUCAUAUCUGCGUUGCUAGUUUGAUCAUCGAUGAAAUAUAUCAAUACACUUUGCAAACAAUCAAAGAGUAUCAUUACAGUACUAAUCCUUGGAAUUGGAUGGAUCUGACUGGCAUUUUAUUUUAUCUAAUUGCGUUCGUUCUUCGUUGGUUUGUCAAUGAGCACAUAUUUAUCUGUUCAAAAAUAUUUAUGUCUAUUGACUUGAUCAUCUGGUAUAUUCGAAUACUUUAUCUGUUUGCUGCGUAUGAAAUCUUGGGACCGAAAUUAACGAUGAUCUACGAAAUGAUGAAGGAUGCUCUCUUGAUCUUUCUAUGCUUCAUUCUUAUUCUUUUGUUUGGCUUUUCGAUUGCUUCAUGGUCGCUUCUUACUACAACUCAACAAGUCGUUUGGAUAAAUAUGACUAAUGGUACAUCGAUGAACAAGUUCGUCAUAGCAGAAGGAAGUGGUGAACUACGAAGUUGGCAAUUAUUGAGAGAUGUGCUCAAUUGGGGUAUUUGGAAAGUAUUCGGACAAGUCGCUGAACCUUACAAUGGUGCUGUUAGUGAAAAUGAUGCUUAUGGCACGUUUGUUUUCAUAUUUGCAAUUGGUUUUACUGUGAUAUCAAAUGUUCUUCUUCUGAAUGUUCUCAUUGCAAUGUUCAAUGAGAAGAUAUUACGUGUUCAGGAGAAAUCUAAUGAACUAUGGCGAUAUCAACGAUUCUGGCUGAUUAAUGAAUAUAAAGACAAAACAGUAUUACCUCCUCCGUUGAACAUUUUAUGCUACAUAAUCCAGUUUUUCACCUAUCUCGUUUGCUGUAAAUGUCGAUCUAAAUCUGUGGCUUUACUCGAUCCAGAUUCUGAUUCGUCAUCGGAUGAGAACUCGUCUUCUAUCAAUACAGCUGAACAAUCAUUGGUCGAUACUCGUCAAAUUAAUCGUGAAAAAAAUCUCGCAGAAGUAUAUUGGCGACAGAUAUUCGAAGAAGAAGAGAAGGAGAGAAAAACUUUGAACAAACAACAAGAUGACACUGCUGAAACCAAUCAGAAUUACGAUUCUCAGAAACCACUAAAUUCAACAUUACAAACACUAGAACAACUUGAUUUUAGCAACAAACAAAUUGGAUAUAAGGGCGCAGAACAACUCGCCGAUGCUAUUCGAAAGAGCACUCCACUCACUCAACUUGAUUUAUCGAAAAAUCGAAUUGGCGAUCAAGGAGCUCAGUAUCUGGCUGAUGCUUUAACGCAUAAUAAAACAAUCACUAUGCUCAAUCUUGCCGACAAUGGUAUCGGAGCACAUGGCGCUUCUUAUCUUGCCAACGCUUUCCGAAACAAUAAGACACUGAUCGAUAUCGAUCUUUCAAAUAAUCGAAUCAACGAUGAAGGAACCGAAUAUCUAGCGGAUGCUUUUCGAUACAAUACGACACUCAAUGUAUUAAAACUGUCAGCUAAUCAAAUAACAGAUUAUGGUGCUGAAUGUCUGGCGAAAACGCUGAAAAAUAAUACUACCAUCGAGUUUCUCGAUCUUCGGUGGAAUAAGAUUUCGACUAAAGGAAUACAACAAUUGGCCGAAGCUCUACCACACAAUACUACGCUGACUCAUCUCAAUCUCUCGUGGAAUGACAUUGAUGAUAAGGGCGCUCAAUCAUUGGCUGAUGCCCUACAGAAUAAUAAAACAUUGGUGGCACUCGAUCUCGCAUCGAACAGAAUUGGUGGACAAGGAGCUCAACAGUUAAUAGGUUCUCGACGGAAUCACGAAAUUUCGACACGAUUCGAUCUUUCAAAUAAUCAAAUAAAGUAUGAUGGAAUUAAACUUUUGACGGAUGCUUUAAAAAACAACACAUCAGUUGUUACACUCGAUCUCAGCAGCAAUCGAAUUGGAGACGAUGGAGUUCAACAUUUAAUCGUUGCAUUAAGAAGCAAUAGCGCGUUGACGACAUUGAAUCUGGCGAGUAAUCAAAUUCGUCCGUCCGGAAUCGAAUACUUGGCUCGAACGACAGAUGCUACUACUCCAUUAUCAACACUCGAUCUUAGUUAUAAUGAAAUUGGAAUCCUUGGCUCUAAAGAUCUGGCAACUAUUAUUUUAACGAAUACUACAAUUACCACUUUACUACUCUCAAGCAAUCAGAUUGGCACGAUCGGUAUUCAAAAUCUCUCAUAUGCUUUGCAGAAUAACACAACAAUCGUUACUAUUGAUCUGUCAAAGAAUCAAAUUGCAGAUGCCGGUAUGAAACAUUUGGUGAAUGCGUUAAAACACAAUACGACAAUCAGUACAAUUGAUCUAUCGCAAAACCAAAUAACAGAUAAAGGUGUAGAGCAUUUGGCAAAUGUUUUGAAGUUUAAUACGACGCUGACCAUCAUUCGUCUUGUAAGCAACAAAAUUACAGAUAAAGGAGCUCAUUCUCUAGCUAGUUCCAUUCAACAAUAUAAAAUCAUGAUAAAAGAGCUGGAUCUAUCCUACAAUGCAAUCGAAGACCAAGGAGUUCGAUCGCUGGCUAAUUAUCUGCAAUAUCAAACUUCAUUGGUCAAAUUAGAACUUACAGGUAAUCCCAUUACACGUAACGCGGCUCGAUAUCUGUCCGAAGCUUUUCGACAUAACGAGAAAUUGAUAAUUCUGAAUGAUGCAUUGAGCCAAAUUGAUGAAGAAGAAAUUCUAACAAUCAAAAACGCGAAUGACACCAAUCCGACACUAACGAGUCUUGAUCUCGAAAACAGCGGUAUCGGACGUACAGGUGCACAAGCUCUCACAGUUUUAUUACGACUGAAUACCACUCUGACUACACUCAAUCUGCGAUACAAUAAGAUAACUGGAAAGGCAAUUCAAUACCUCUCAGAAGCUAUACGAACUAGUACGACAUUGACUACACUCGAACUCGCAGGAAAUGAAAUAGGCGUCGAAGGAAUGGAACGUUUAGCUGAUGUCAUCAAACUUAAUCAAACUCUAACUAUACUUGAUCUCGCAGCGAAUGAACUCGGUGUUGAAGGAGCUCGGUACUUUGCUGAUGCCAUUCGAAACAACACGACAAUCACUUCUUUGGAUCUUAGAGCAAAUAAAAUCGGUAGUGAAGGCGCAAAAUAUUUAGCUGAUGCUUUUCGUAACAAUCAGACUCUUACUACACUCGAUCUCGGAUCGAAUGGAAUCCGCGCCGAAGGAGUGCACUGUCUGGCCGAUGCUUUCCGUGAUAACGAGACGCUUCGCACACUCAACUUGGGAACGAAUGGAAUUGGGAUUGAUGGAGCUAAAUACGUUGCGAAUGUUUUCCGACACAGUACGACGUUGGCUGCGCUCGAUCUUCGUGGAAAUGAACUUGGUGCAGAUGGUAUACGACAUCUUGCUGAUCUAUUCCGAGAAAGCAAAACACUUAAUUUGCUGGACCUUCGAUCGAACGGAAUUGGAGAUCGAGGAGCACAAUAUUUAGCGAAUGCUUGUCGAAAUAAUAAUACUCUUACUACACUUUAUCUUGGAUCAAAUGGCAUCCGUACAAAGGGAAUACACGAUUUACUCGAAGUUUUUCAAGACAAUCAAACGCUCACAAAUUUAGACCUAUCAGAGAAUAAAAUUACUUUUGAAGGAGUAACAUAUCUUGCUGAUGGUCUUCGAAACAAUAAGACAUUGAAAACUAUGAAUCUUGCAAAUAAUAAAGUUGAUGUUGAAGGAGUACAAUAUUUAGCCAAUGCUCUACGCGAAAAUACGACUCUCACAGAGUUGGAUCUAUCGGGAAAUAAAAUGGGUGUUACAGGGGUCCAGAGUCUUGCUGAUGCUAUUCAUAAUAACGAAACACUCACUGUUCUUCAUCUGGCGGAUAAUAGUAUUCGUGAUCAAGGAGCUCGAUAUUUGGGUGAUGCUCUUCGGAACAAUACCACAUUGACUACACUCGAUCUCUCGGAUAAUGAAAUUGGCACUGAAGGAGCACGAUACUUAGCUGAUGUUUUCGAAGACAAUCAAACAUUGACCAAAGUCUGUCUACAAAAAAGUGAUAGAAACAGCAAAGACUCACAACGUGUGUCGGAUGCUUUAAGAGCACAUGUGAUACAAACAGUUCCAACGCAGAAUAUACCAACGACAGAGUUUCUAACAGACGUAUCACAAGCUAUAGCUGACACAUUACGAGAUAAUCAACAUGUGACUAGACUUUGUUUACGCGAUUUGAAACUCGGUCCUGAAGAAAUUCAACAUCUCACUACUGCUCUUCAGCAAAACCAAACACUCACCAUAUUGGAUUUGACUUCUAAUGCAACCGGAUCCCAAGGAGCAAAAUAUUUAGCGAAUGCCUUACAAAAUAAUAAGUCACUCGUCUCAUUGUCACUCGGAUCGAACGAGAUCACUGAUGACGGCAUACGUCAUCUGGCUAAUGUCUUCCGAAAUAAUACGACCUUGACUACAUUGGAACUUUCAGCAAACUUAAUCAGCACUGAAGGAGCACACUAUCUAGCCGAUGCUCUACGAGAAAAUACGACGCUGACAACACUCGAUCUUCGGUCAAAUGCUAUUGGGACUGAAGGAAUACGAUACUUUGCUGAUGCACUUCGAAACAAUCAAACAUUGCUGUCACUUGACGUUAGUUCGAAUAGGAUCAGCAAUGACGGAGCACACUAUUUAGUUGAUAUUUUCCGUCAUGGUACAAAGCUUCAUACAUUACGUCUCGGAUCGAAUGGAAUCGAUGCAAAAGGAAUGGAAGAGUUCGCUAAUGCCAUUCGAGAAAACCAAACAUUCGUCGUCCUUGAUCUUCAAUUCAAUGAAAUCGGCGAUAAAGGAAUCCAAUAUCUGACUGAUGCUCUUCGAAAUCAUCAAACAUUGACUACAGUGGAUCUUUCAGAUAAUAGUAUCAGUGCCGAAGGAAUGCAAUAUUUGGCGAACGCUCUUCGUGAUAAUACUACACUCACAACGUUAGGAUUCUCCUUCAACUCUAUUGGUCCUGAAGGAGCUCAGUACUUGAGCGAAAACAUUCGAGAAAAUAUGACACUCACUUCAUUGAAUCUCAAUUCGAAUGAGAUCGGCGUUGAAGGAGCACAAUAUCUAGCUGAUGCAUUCAGAAAUAACAAAAUACUAACAGUGGUCAAUCUUCGCUCGAAUGGAAUUGGAGACAGAGGAGCACAGCAUCUGGCUGAUGCAUUUCGGAACAAUAAAACAUUGAUCCAUCUGGACCUUUCCGACAAUAGUAUUGGAGACAAAGGCGUGCAACCAUUAGCUGCUGCUUUACGAGAUAAUAAAAAUCUCACCGUUUUUCAUCUGGAAGGGAAUCAAAUAGGAAAAAAAGCCAAACAUCGUGUGAUGCAAGCAUUCAAAGAACAUCUUGGAUUAAAAUUGUUCUUCUAG
Messenger RNA from Adineta ricciae, 7983 nucleotides. The record is from the annotation of a GenBank genome assembly. NCBI's taxonomy places the organism in Eukaryota, Metazoa, Rotifera, Eurotatoria, Adinetida, Adinetidae.